Molecule: messenger RNA, 793 nt
Organism: Drosophila innubila
Lineage: Eukaryota; Metazoa; Arthropoda; Insecta; Diptera; Drosophilidae
Exons: 1
Coding region: 175-585 (136 amino acids)
Source: RefSeq, a predicted model, not a curated record
AAAUAUAUUCUUUAUGGGAUUUUAAUUUUUACCUUCUUCCAACAAAAUUCCGGUACAGUCACAAACAAAACUAACAACACAAACUAUCAAAAACUAAAUGGAAUUCGAACCGGAGCAAAUAGAAGCUAACAAAUAGGCCAAAUAAAUUGAAGUACUAUAGUAAAAGAUAUAGAAAUGAAUCCUCCAAGGUCCCGGCAGAUUCAGAAUCAGAUUCAGAACAUGCGACAUCGUCAGCAUCGUCAGCAUCGACUCCAGCCGGAGUUGCACUGGGGGCCGAAUGAGGAGCAGCAACACGAUUACGAUCGAUUCAUACCACCGCUUGUGGCAGCUCGGCUGCAGAACGAGAAUCCCGUGGAUGUGGCACGUUUCGUACAGAAUCUGCGGAUCAUCUUGCAACGUCAGCGCAUUCACUUCGAUAUGGGCGAGGGAGACGGCAUGCAUGUGUGGAGUUGGCGUCUGCCACCGCGUCCCUUCGAUCAGGAUGGCGCUGGCGAUGACCUUCGACCCCGUCGCCACUUGCCACAGCCGCCACAAAGAUUGCAAGCAGCCGCUGUGCUCCGACAGAGACGGGAAAACAGAAUCUAGGACCAGUUGAACAGUCGACCUAUGUUAUCAAUUCCAACUAGUACAACUUGUACUUGCAACCAUUUGUGGCAAUCAUCUGUCAUCUGUCAACUGUUUCCUAUACUUGCAGUAAUAAUAUCGAUUUGUGGAACGUAUUAUCCGGCAUUUGUUUUGUGCAUGUAUUAAGAUCUCUCUCUCUCGCUCUCUCUUUCAUUUCUCGACAUCAUCA